AUGAAUUGUGGUGGCCACGUCGAGUUUGUAUUCCAUUAUCGCAUCACCGAGUUUAUGAGACUGAUAGUGGAUAACCUUGAUCUGAUUGAUGCAAAGCAGACUGUAGCCGAGUGGAUGAUGAAAAAAAUUAGCGGGCGUGUCUGUCCAUCUGUCGUACGCUUUUCUAUUGAUGAAGAAGACGAAGUGGAAAUCAACAGUAUAACUCUUCCUUUCCUUCACGUGAGUGGCAGUUAG
Molecule: messenger RNA, 234 nt
Organism: Strongylus vulgaris
Lineage: Eukaryota; Metazoa; Nematoda; Chromadorea; Rhabditida; Strongylidae
Source: the annotation of a GenBank genome assembly